GCCACAUGGUCAACACACCUGGUAAGGAGCCCUACAGGCCAGUGACCCGCACCCGCUGUUGUCAAAAUGUUUUACACCUUGCUCAAGUAAGGGUCACUUACUUGGUAGCAGAAUUCAUACAUUCCCAGCAAUUUACUGUGUUAUGAUGCUGUUUGUUUGCACCCCAGGUUGAGACGCAGGGGGAGAAGAGGGAGGUGUGGCGUCAGACCAGAGGAGACGGAACAGCAACAGUGCAUAUAUAGACCGUUAUGUACGUCAUAAAGACUACCUCAACAGCUUGGUUGGCCAGGACUGAAAUGAAAGAAAGAUGGAUCGUAAUGAUGAGAGAAUCAAAAGAGCUUUAAGACGCCGCCCUUAUGUGUUGAAACCAGUUAGGGUGAACACCCCUGAUUCCGUGUUGUGGCCAACCGGCAAGGUGCACAGAAGGCCAAAGCCAUCUAAUUCAGUGCAGACCCCUCAGAUCCACAAAAGGCCUCCAAUCAUUGUGAGCUAUGGGCAGGACCAGACAUCUGGGGAUGGAUGGAGCAUCAAUCCAGAGCCUCUCAGCCAGUCUGGAAGGGUGACUCGGAUAAUAGAGAGAGAAUAUCAUGACGUGAUCUCAUCCUCCAGUUCUGAUGACUUUUCCAUCUACUCCUUCACUGACUGUGAAUCUGAGUGUGAUGAUGAGGAUCAUGAAAGGAGGACACCAAAGCUGAACGUUGAGAAUGGAAAGGUGACAAAGCUUGAUGUGAGGGUUAUGGACGAAGAUGAUGAUCUAUCUCUCCACUCCUUCGAUGAGUCAGACUUCCUGAGCCCAGGGGAGGUCUCAGGUCCUGUAUCUGUCAAGAAUGGCCUCUCUCCUCUUGUAACCUCAGCACACCGGACACUUGCUGAAGCCCUACAGGCCCUGCCCUCUGCUGUAGGCUCUCCCUACCCAGUAAAUGUUCCAAGGCCUCGGACUCCUCUCAACCCUGUCAUUAUCGCUCCGCCCCAAACAGAGAACUUCCCAUACCGCCACAGCCCUCGCCUGGCUCCCAUCACCAAUGUGAGCGAGACCGGCAGGAAGCUGCUCCAGGAAAUGGCUGGAGUGGCCCCACAGGUUUCUUCAGUGGCUGCUGCCCAAACUGAGAUGUUCAAAGACAUAAUGGCCAACUAUUACUUCUACCACACACACACACACACACACAUAGAUUUUGAGUAUUGGUUGUUCCUACAACACACACAAACGUAAUUUCAGAGACAGGAACUAUGAUUAGCUAAAUACAUAUUUUGGUCUCAUUCUUAUAUUUUGAGACAUGCAGCAUUAUUAUUUUUUUUAAUGAUAUUGAUCCCCAUACAGCCUAUGAUAAUGAGUUGGAUUUACAUGCUGAGGCUUGGAAAUAUAGCCAGGAGAUGCAGGGUCAACACCUCUACUCAUGCCAUAAGUGCCAUGACAUCUUUAGUAACCACAGAGAGAUAAGACCUCUGUCUCCACAGUCUCAUGCAAAGGACAUCACCAACCUUAGGGCAGUGUCACUGGUAUUGGGGUCUUCGGUCUCCUUUGGCCAAAGUGAAGAGUUGAGGGCCCCUUACUGGUCUCCUUGCAAUAUCUGGUCUCCCACACAGAGAUGGAAAUCUACACCUGUUUAGACCUUGGAGGAUAUGGCUUCAGAUGAAAGACAGCAGAGAGAUGCAGAACGUAAAAGCUUCAAACACUGUGAUAUGCAAAUGUAGGACCAUUGUACACUGAAGUGAAGCAUGCAUCUGGUCUGAAGCAUGUCAAAAGAGUAGACAUGAACUGGGACUUGAGGAAUACAUCACAUUUAAACUAAAUUAGCAUGUAUCUGAUUUAGCUACACUCAUCUGUACUUGAAUUGUGCUGUUUGAAACGUGCAUUUCCAAUAAAGAUUUCUAA
Molecule: messenger RNA, 1873 nt
Organism: Oncorhynchus masou masou (cherry salmon)
Lineage: Eukaryota; Metazoa; Chordata; Actinopteri; Salmoniformes; Salmonidae
Exons: 10
Coding region: 308-1210 (300 amino acids)
Source: RefSeq, a predicted model, not a curated record